Messenger RNA from Cicer arietinum (chickpea), 1672 nucleotides. Its product is annotated as AT-hook motif nuclear-localized protein 7-like. The record is from RefSeq and is a predicted model, not a curated record. Gene Ontology annotation, molecular function: minor groove of adenine-thymine-rich DNA binding. NCBI's taxonomy places the organism in Eukaryota, Viridiplantae, Streptophyta, Magnoliopsida, Fabales, Fabaceae.
CGUUUUUUCUACUUGAUUUAUUAUUAUUGUUUUUUCUUUACUGGAAAACAUAAUUUAUUAUUAUUAUUAUUAUUAUUAUUAUUAUUAUUAUUAUUAUUAAUUAAUUGUUGUAACAGUAGUAUUUAUUUUGAGCUUUACAUUUUCUCUCUUUUUCAACUUUCAAUUCUAGCAGCUUUGGAAAAACCUACAAGCCAACAGAUUUUUUUUUUUCACCUCCUGAAAUUUAUUUAGAAGAAGAUUGCUGAAGUGUGGAAUCACAGCGACAGGUGUUGAUUUGAUAAUAUAGACUUGAGGGAGUGAAAAUUUGAUAUAUGCAUGGAAGGAAGAGAAGGUAUCAAUUCCGGGGUUACCGUGAUAGGUGCAGAAGCUCCAUCGGCUUAUCAUGUAGCACCAAGGAGUGAAGCUCCAAACUCGGUUCAUAACCCCGAAGCAGCAGUUGUGGCUGCUGGUGCUGCUACUGUUGGUGUCUCACCGGUGAGUGUAGGUUUGGAUGGAACAACAGCAGUUAAGAAGAAAAGGGGUAGGCCGAGGAAAUAUGGUCCAGAUGGAUCUGUCAAUAUGGCAUUGUCGCCAUUGCCUAUCUCAUCAUCAGCUCCACCUAGUCAUGACUUCGCAUCCGUGAAGCGAGGGAGACCACAUGGGAUGGAAUAUAAGAAGGCGAAAAAAGUUGUGAUGGAUCAUCUGGGUGAAAUGAAUGGAUACUCUGAUGGUACACACUUUAUGCCGCAUUUCAUCACUGUCAAUGCCGGCGAGGAUAUUACAAAUAAAGUAAUAUCAUUUUCUCAGCAAGGUCCCCGAGCUAUAUGCAUAUUAUCUGCUACGGGUGUAAUUUCAAAUGUUACACUCCGUCAUCCAGAUUCUUCUGGCGGUACUCUGACCUAUGAGGGUCGUUUUGAGAUUCUUUCCUUGUCUGGAUCAUUCAUGCCUACUGAAAACCAAGGAACACGAAGCAGGUCAGGUGGAAUGAGUGUCUCGCUGGCUAGCCCUGAUGGUCGUGUUGUAGGCGGUGGAGUCGCUGGUCUUCUUAUAGCUGCUAGUCCUGUGCAGGUGGUGGUGGGAAGUUUUCUACCAAGCGGCCAUCAAGAUCAGAAAGUAAAGAAGCCGAAAUCCGAUUAUGCAGCAGCCACAUUUACUCAAGCUAUUGCCGUAUCCUCAGCACCACCACACCAAACUAACAAUGCUGAAAAAGAAGAUGUCAUUGGUGGACAUCAUGUACUGCAAAAUUCCGGAACCCUUAACUCGAGUUUCACUUCUCCUCCUCCACACACCACCUUUCGAAGAGACAACUGGGUCAACAUGCACUCGAUGCCUGACUCAAGAAAGUCAGCUACUGAUAUAAACAUAUCUUUGCCUGAUAGUUAAGCUGAUAAAUCAACUUGCAAUUGUUUGUUGUCUCGAGUAUUGGUGACAACACUCACAAGGGAGGUGUUUUAUUUUAUGUUUACAGUGUUCUCUAUUAUUAUCUUAGAUUGUUUCAAACAUGUUGUCUGAUAUCUGUUACUAUAGGAUGUAGUUUACACUGUUGUUAGUUGCAGCUAGGUAGAGUAUCUGAUUUAUCGGCCGAUUAGGUAGAUGCGGUAUUACGCGUAGGCUAAUUUUGAUGUAAUGUUACCUUGUUUGCCUAUUUAUUUAUGACUGAAUUUGUUGAAGCAUUUGCGUUUGUUUUUGUUCA